Messenger RNA from Sporothrix brasiliensis 5110, 1140 nucleotides. RefSeq lists its product as uncharacterized. NCBI's taxonomy places the organism in Eukaryota, Fungi, Ascomycota, Sordariomycetes, Ophiostomatales, Ophiostomataceae. The coding region runs from base 1 to 1140 and encodes 379 amino acids. Gene Ontology annotation, molecular function: oxidoreductase activity. The record is from RefSeq and is a predicted model, not a curated record. The transcript has 2 exons.
AUGCCUCUUUCCCUCAUUAUCGAGAAGGUCGAUGGCAAGCCCGGCCAGGUGCACUACCCUCUCAAGCUCAAGGAGGUAUCCAAGCCCACGCCGGGUCCCGGUGAGUUGUUGGUGCGCAUCCGUGCCGCCGCCCUGAACCACCGUGAUGUGUUCAUCCGUCAGAAUCUGUACCCCGGCAUCUCGUUUGAGAACCCGCUGUUUGCCGAUGGCUGUGGCGUCGUCGAGGCGGUCGGUUCUGGCUGCAAGCGCGCCGAGGUCGCCCAGGUCGGCGCCGCCGUCGUGAUGGCCCCCUGCCGCGGCUGGACGUCGGACCCUGAUGGCCCGGAGGAGUACAACAAAUUCUCCGCCCUGGGCGGCGCUGUGGGCGUCGAUGCCGGCAUGGGUACCGAGUACCUGAGCGUGCCCGAGGACGAGCUCGAGCUGGCCCCCGCGCACCUGUCGCCUGCCGAGGUCGCUGCGAUGCCGCUGGUCGGCUUGACGGCCUGGCGCGCGCUGGUCACCAAGAGCAACGUUGUCAGCACGGCGCAGCCUGCGGGCGGCCGCAACGUGCUGGUCACGGGCAUCGGCGGUGGCGUCGCCAUUGCCGCGACGCAGCUGGCCAUGGCCCACGGUUGCCGCGUGUACGUGACGUCGGGCGACCCGGCCAAGCUGCAGCGUGCACAGAACGAGCUGGGCGUGGCCGGCGGUGUGAACUACAAGGACGCCGACUGGGACAAGCAGCUGCUCAAGCUGCUGCCCACGGAGCGCCCGCAAUUCGAUGCCAUCAUUGACGGCGCUGGCGGCGACAUUAUCAAGCGCGCAGUGCGUCUGCUGCGGCCCGGCGGCGUCGUGUCGUCGUACGGCAUGACGGUGAGCCCCAAGAUGGACUGGCUGAUGUCGGCAGUGCUGCGCAACAUUGAGCUCAAGGGCUCGACAAUGGGCUCGCGCGACGAGUUCCGCGCCAUGGUGGCAUUUGUGCGCGAGCACAAGAUCCGGCCCGUUGUCAGCCGCAUCGUGUAUGGUGGCCUGUCAGAGGCCAACCUGCCGGCCAUUGACGGUCUCUUUGACGACAUCAAGGAGGGGCGGCAGUUUGGCAAGGUGGUGUUGUCGUUUGACCAGGAGGCCUCGACCUCGGGACGAGACUCGCCGUCCAAGCUGUAG